AUGCGGUACAUGAUCAUGUCCUGUGCCGCCACCCGGCCCAAGCUGAAGAAGAUGAAGAGUCAGACAGGGCAGGUGGGCGAGAAGCAGUCGCUGAAGUGCGAGGCAGCCGCUGGCAACCCCCAGCCCUCCUACCGCUGGUUCAAGGACGGCCAGGAGCUCAACCGCAGCCGCGACAUUCGCAUCAAGUACGGCAAUGGCAGAAAGACCUCCCGGCUCCAGUUCCACAAGGUGAAGGUGGAGGACGCUGGGGAGUACGUCUGCGAGGCCGAGAACAUCCUGGGCAAGGACACCGUGAGGGGCCGGCUGCACGUCAACAGCGUGACUACCACUCUGUCAACCUGGUCUGGGCACGCCCGGAAGUGCAAUGAGACGGCCAAGUCCUAUUGUGUCAAUGGAGGCGUCUGCUACUACAUCGAAGGCAUCAAUCAGCUCUCCUGCAAGUGUCCUGUGGGCUACACCGGGGACAGGUGUCAGCAGUUCGCAAUGGUCAACUUCUCCAAGCACCUGGGAUUUGAAUUAAAGGAAGCUGAGGAGCUGUACCAGAAGCGGGUCCUGACCAUCACUGGCAUCUGCGUGGCUCUGCUGGUCGUGGGCAUCGUCUGUGUGGUAGCCUACUGCAAGACCAAGAAACAGCGGAAGCAGAUGCACAACCACCUCAGGCAGAACAUGUGCCCUGCCCACCAGAACCGGAGCUUGGCCAAUGGGCCCAGCCACCCCCGGCUGGACCCUGAGGAGAUCCAGAUGGCAGAUUACAUCUCCAAGAACGUGCCAGCCACAGACCACGUCAUCCGCAGGGAAACGGAGACCACCUUCUCUGGGAGCCACUCCUGUUCUCCUUCCCACCACUGCUCCACCGCCACGCCCACCUCCAGCCACAGGCAUGAGAGUCACACAUGGAGCAUGGAGCGCUCAGAGAGUAUGACCUCUGACUCCCAGUCAGGCAUCAUGCUGUCAUCAGUGGGCACCAGCAAGUGCAACAGCCCAGCGUGCGUGGAAGCCCGGGCACGGCGGGCAGCAGCCUAUAGCUUGGAGGAGCAGCGCAGGGCAGCCGCACCCCCUUACCAUGACUCCAUAGACUCCUUAAGAGACUCCCCGCACAGCGAGAGGUAUGUGUCGGCCCUGACCACGCCCGCGCGCCUCUCGCCCGUGGACUUCCACUACUCGCUGGCCACGCAGGUGCCGACUUUCGAGAUCACGUCCCCCAACUCGGCGCACGCCGUGUCGCUGCCUCCAGCCGCGCCCAUCAGCUACCGCCUGGCGGAGCAGCAGCCGCUGCUGCGGCACCCGGCGACGUCGGCGGGGCCCCGGCGCUGGCGCCGCUCGCGCCUCAAUGGGUUGGCGGCGCAGCGCGCACGCGCGGCCCGGGACUCUCUGUCGCUGAGCAGCGGCUCGGGCUGCGGCUCGGCCUCGGCCUCGGACGAAGAUGCGGACGAUGCGGACGGGGCGCUGGCGGCCGAGAGCACGCCUUUCCUCGGCCUGCGCGCGGGGCACGACUCGCUGCGCUCAGACUCGCCGCCGCUGUGUCCGGCGGCCGACAGCAGGACUUACUACUCCCUGGACAGCCACAGCACGCGGGCCAGCAGCAGACACAGCCGCGGGCCCCCGCCGCGGGGCAAGCAGGACUCGGCGCCCCUCUAG
Molecule: messenger RNA, 1638 nt
Organism: Echinops telfairi (small Madagascar hedgehog)
Lineage: Eukaryota; Metazoa; Chordata; Mammalia; Afrosoricida; Tenrecidae
Gene: NRG2
Product: neuregulin 2
Exons: 12
Coding region: 1-1638 (545 amino acids)
Biological process (GO): intracellular signal transduction; animal organ development; nervous system development
Molecular function (GO): signaling receptor binding
Source: RefSeq, a predicted model, not a curated record